Messenger RNA from Brachypodium distachyon (stiff brome), 794 nucleotides. RefSeq lists its product as uncharacterized. The record is from RefSeq and is a predicted model, not a curated record. The transcript is spliced from 3 exons. Lineage: Eukaryota; Viridiplantae; Streptophyta; Magnoliopsida; Poales; Poaceae. The coding region runs from base 231 to 524 and encodes 97 amino acids.
UACUAACAAGAUAUAGCUAGCUAAUAAACAAUAUGAAAAAUCCCUUCUGUUCAGCAUUGCAGACAGACAACUCACGUCUGCAGGGUGUGUUGGUUCCUUUGUGUCCAAACCAAGGAAAGGUUUCUGCUCCGCUCCUCUCUCUCUCCUGCCAUUAUCUGCUGGCUGCUGCAUCUUCGUCUCUCUCUUUUCAAGCUGAGGAAAGGUAGCCGCAUGCUGGCUGGGCCGGCGCCAUGGAGAUCAACAAGUCGAGCUGCAACUAUCUCGUCGCCUUUUUCUUCGCGGCACUGAUCCUGUCUUCCAUGGUUGCAGGAGCGCAGAGGAAGUUGUUGGACCAAGAUCAAGUAGGAUCAAUGGAGACGUCCGAAUCAUCCACGGAGCAGCUGCAGCAGGAAGACGAGGAGGUGUUGGUGGUGGCUCUGCACGGCGGGAGAAUCCUCAGGCAGGUGAAGAACACGAACGACUACGGGACCUACGACCCGUCUCCGACCAUGGCUAAGCCUCACUUCAAGGACAUACCUAACUAACUGCCUAACUGAGUUCUAUAUAUCUUGGGAUCAACGGCUGGAUGUUAAGUGCUUCGAUGAUCAAGAUCGACCGGCCGAUAGCUUCAUAUAUAUGGGAAACAUAUGAUAUGCGCUACAUAUGUAUCAAUUUGGUCCUCAAAUAAAUCUCAUGUAUUGAUAUCGCGACACGUGUGUGUGAAACAUAUAUAUAUGUGUGUAUAUGUAUUUGUGCAGUGUACACUACUUUUAUGUGGACAUAUAUAUGUUGUGCAUUCUUGGUUGGAACUCUCA